Molecule: messenger RNA, 2409 nt
Organism: Triplophysa rosa
Lineage: Eukaryota; Metazoa; Chordata; Actinopteri; Cypriniformes; Nemacheilidae
Gene: tagapa
Product: T cell activation RhoGTPase activating protein a
Exons: 10
Coding region: 141-2072 (643 amino acids)
Biological process (GO): signal transduction; regulation of Rho protein signal transduction
Molecular function (GO): GTPase activator activity
Source: RefSeq, a predicted model, not a curated record
AUCUCUUGUUGGUGUCUCUGCUGUUCCUGAGUCAAUGUAGCUUAUUGCUGUCUUGGAACACCCACAGUGCAAAACGGAAUAUUUUUAGCUGAUAAUCUGACCAAGUGGAGCGCAUCUUUGGUCAUCACAACAACAAACCUAUGAAGGUGCUGAGUGGUCACGACGUGUGUAAAUCGUUGACCACAAACAGCAUGGACGUAAUCAGCAUGCAAGCCCCAGUUCAUGCGGGACUUUACCUAAGUCAGCAGACUAAUACCAGUCUGCCCAACACCUCCCACACUGAAAACAUGAACAUCAAUCAAAGGCGCUGGAAAAGCAUUUUUCGACGCGUACAGAAAAAACAAAUUAAUUCCGGUCAUGUCAGCGUACUUCCAAAACAUCCACUCUUUGGACAGGCCCUCUCUGAUGUCUGUGGAAAAGAUGGAUGUCCUCCCAAGCCAAUUAUGGAUGUCCUUACAUUGCUGCUGAAGAAGGGUCUGUACACUGAAGGAGUGUUUAGGAAAGCAGGCAAUGCCAGAACUCUGAGAGAAAUCAAGGCACAGCUAAAUGAUGGGAUGGAAGUUGAUCUGGAAGAGCACACAGUCUUUCUACUUGCUGAUCUUCUCAAGGACUUUCUGAGACAUAUUCCAGGUAGUUUGCUAAUGGUGGAGCACUACAAAUCCUGGAUGGCUGCAAUGGAAACGCAAGACGUAGAUCAGAAAUGUGCAGAAGUUCAAAUGGUGGUCAACGUGCUUCCUGACCCAAAUAUUCAGUUGUUGAAGCUCCUGAUGGUUCUACUGUACCACAUAAGUGAGAACGCCGAUACAAACAAGAUGGAUUCUAACAAUCUAGCUGUGUGCAUUUCACCCAACCUGCUCCAAACAGAAGUGGAAAAGAUUCCACAGGUGACAAUCUUGACACAGUUCCUCAUUGACAACUGUUGUAAAAUUUUUGGAGAGGAUGCGCUGAACCUGUUUGGGGACUCUGAUGAAGAUGAACUCAGUGACAACCAAGAUUCUUUUUCUUCAAACCAUCAUGACUCCGCCUACGACAGUUAUGACCCUGAUGUAGAUGGCUACAAAGGGAGUAAUUCUGACAUGGAGUCUAUCAAAUCUGUUGUUGAAGAGAAACCUCAGUCUCCCACUCCAGUAGAGCCGUGGACUACAAAACUUUUAACCCGCAGACGUUCCGAGCCAACAUUUGCUUUCAGCCAGGGUGUGCCGAAACAGCUUGCCCUUACCAGGAGUCAGACACAAAUGGACUUUCAUGACAAACUAUUAACAAAGCAGAUCUCUGAUGACUGCAUUCUGUUAAGAGCAAGUAACAGUUUGGGAAACAGCUCUGGUUUGGCGCCUAAACGCGGAGCCAGACCAACCUCCAAAGACUGCUCGUACUGUUCUUCAAGUUCUCUAGAAAGUUGCUUUUCCAGCGCCUCCGAAAGCUCGAUCCACAACAGCCCACCUAUCGCAUCCUUGUCCAAUCAGAGAAGGCUCCUUCAACGCAAACACUCCUUACCCACCCGCAUGUCCAUGCCCGCACAGAAUCGCUCUGAAACCCCCAAAAGACGCUCGCAGUCAAUGAAGACUGCACACCUGCGAAGCAGGACUGUUUUCGGGCGAAGUGGUUCUACCAAGCGGGCCAUCGAGAGAACCUUACGUCAUAGCCAGACUCUACCUGAAGUACUGAAACCUCAAACAGAGCCAUCUGCCUCAUUUUGUGAGCCGAGGCGCUUGUCUAGCGAGGAGGUUUUCCAGCAGGUGGACAGCAGAAUACCAAGUGAUCCUCCAUGUUAUGAGCAGGCGGUUCAGGAGAAUUCUCAUGCUGUUCUCUCAAACCGGGGCUCACUGACUGUUCAGGAUGCCAGAUGUCUGCAAACACACAGCCGUUCCACAUCUCCGAGUAAAGAGACGUUGGAGUCAUCUUCUAGUAAUGAAGAUUACGAUAUUGACAACAGAGAUGAUAAAGACACAUGUUGUGAAAGUAUGAGUGAAGGAUCUUCAGAGUCGAGACAGAGGUCCGCUUCUGAAACUAUGUGUGAAGCAUCUGUACCAGUGUGGUGUGAUCAGGAACAUGUCAGAGAGACAUAUGUAUGAAUGACGGUUUAUUCUUGUUAUUGUCUUGUUAUUCCAUUUUGUGUCAUUUUGACAAAAUGUUGUAUGGUGCAGUAAAGUGUUUGCAAUUUUGUAAUAGCGCUUUCUUUGCAUAUGAGGAAUUAGCUUAUUACAGAUAUAAGCACAUUGUUAGAAUGCUGAAUUCUUUGUGGUAAAUAUUUUUACACCAUUUUGUUUUUUACUUCCCCAGCAACAAAAUGUAAUGAAAAGGCACUUUGAGGAAAUGUCACUACACUUUUUGUGCAAUUUGUGCGAACUAAUGUAAUUACACAAAAACAAUGUUUUCAUGCAAUAUGUCUUAUGAAAUAAACCUUUUGUA